AUGGUGCGGUCGCAUCAUGAGCAAGCUUUGUACCCCAAGCUGAGCGUCGACCAGUCACACUUCGUGUCUGGGCAGAAGGUGCGAGUGCGAUGCUUCGUGAAACCCUUCUUGUUGGCGUCCAUUUUCCCUGAUUGCAAGUUCGCGGCUCGAUUGAUCGUCCUGGAUGCGGAGAAAUGCAGGCGCAGACACCUUGUGCCUGAGCAGGUUGCAGCGUGCAGGAAGCUGAGCUGGGAGUUCCGCUGUGCGCCUGACAUCAAGAUGAAGGCUCACAGGACAAGUUGUCUGCCGCGCCUUCAACAGUAUCUUUGCAGGGAGAGGGCGGAGCAACCUUAUGCAACCCUGUCGUGCACCAAAAAGAAACCAGCUCAUUCUGCCGCACUUUGGUGCGGCAGCCAGCAUUUCAAUCGAUCAGAAAGGGCUGAGGGCUUCAAGGCGGCUCCUGUACUUCAUAUCGAGAUAAUGUGA
Molecule: messenger RNA, 465 nt
Organism: Symbiodinium sp. CCMP2592
Lineage: Eukaryota; Dinophyceae; Suessiales; Symbiodiniaceae
Source: the annotation of a GenBank genome assembly